Recurvomyces mirabilis is the source of this 1470-nucleotide messenger RNA. RefSeq lists its product as uncharacterized. Gene Ontology annotation, biological process: molybdenum incorporation into molybdenum-molybdopterin complex; Mo-molybdopterin cofactor biosynthetic process. Gene Ontology annotation, cellular component: cytoplasm. The transcript has a single exon. The coding region runs from base 1 to 1470 and encodes 489 amino acids. Gene Ontology annotation, molecular function: molybdopterin molybdotransferase activity. The record is from RefSeq and is a predicted model, not a curated record. Lineage: Eukaryota; Fungi; Ascomycota; Dothideomycetes; Mycosphaerellales; Teratosphaeriaceae.
AUGGCUACCAGCUUCAACGAAGCCCGAGAUGUCAUUGCCAAGCUCGCGGACGAGCGGUCUGGAGUCUUUGCUCAGGAUGAAGAAAUUAUCGCUCUGGAGGACGCUGUCGGCCGUACGGUCAGGACAGACAUCCACAGUCCGCUUUCCACGCCCACAUUUGACUCGGCCGCAGUCGAGGGUUACGCGGUCGUAGCCAGUCAAGUAUCAUCCGCAAGUCCUCGAACGCCAAUGCGAUUAAGAUGCAUGGGCACUAUUAGACCAGGCGACCGGCCACUCGAAAUUCACGAUACUGUCGUAUCAGGUUAUGUCACGUGCGUCGAGAUCUUUGUUGGAGCACCGUUCCCUACUGCGCAGUCUACCAAACGACCAUACGACGCGAUAGUGAUUCGAGACCAUGCGACAAUAGUCGAGGAAGGCGGUGGCGGCAGAAUCAUACAGAUUGCGCGCCCUCCUUUGACUUCAUGGCACAAGCGCAUUGCAGGCAGCGACUUCCGCCAGAAUGAGGUCAUUCUCAGUCGAGGUACCUCUGUUGCGCCCAGACAUAUCAUGGCUCUGGCAUCCGUUGGGAUUCGGCAAAUCUCGGUGACACGACUCGUACGGAUCGGCGUGGUGUCGAUAGGCUCGGAGAUAGCAUCUACAGUGGUGGACCAGCAAGCGUUGCAGUACAGGGUGCCCGACGCAGAUGGACCAUACCUCGCAGCUGCACUGCGAGAGAUGGGGGAGGAUGCGCUGUACUGGGGUGUGCUGCCCUCGAAUGGCGGUGUCUUGGCGGCCUUUCUUCGUGACAAGCUUCAAAAUGAGCAGGUCGACAUCAUCGUGACAACGGGUGGCGUGUCCAGAGGUCGAGAAUCCUGCCUGAUUGCCGCAUUGCAACAGCUGGGCGCAAGUACCCACAUCGAUAGUGUUGCAAUGCAACCCGGUAGUUCUGCCAUGCUUGCCUCCAUUCCAGACUCUGCCUUCGAAUCCCUGCAGCGCUCUCGGAACUCCAAUAUCCGGUUUCAGGCUGUGGAUCCUGGUGGCGGCUCGUUCGUGACGCCACCCAAAACACCAGGCAUUAAUCGAAAGCGCUCGCCUCUCAUCUUUGGCCUCCCAGGCAGCCCCAUAGCCAGCGCCUGCUGCUUCCGCUUCCUCGUCACCCCGUACAUCCGUGCCUUGGUCGGUAUGUACAUGGAGCAGGAGAUUCUGGCCAGGGUAUCUCUGACCCCUGAACCCACCAUCUACCAGCCACAAAGUGAUGGAUCGACCAGGGAGUGGGUGGUGAAAGGAUCACAGCACUACGACAUCUUUCGACACGCCAUCUUACGAUCUCAGCACGAUGGAGUCUCAGUGGAGCUUGCGCGAGAACGCAGUAUCGCUAAGGCCAGCCCCUUCGUUUCAUCGAAUUGCUGGCUCCAUGUGCGUCGUGAGCAUGCUGGUGUCAGUGCAGGAGACACUGGGAAUGUUUAUCCUUUCUGCAGUCCCAAGUCUUGA